UGAAGACAAAGUGGUCUGUCUUGUUUUUGUUCUGUUUGAGUUCGUGUCUGUUUGGAGGGUGAGAAACAAGGGAGCAGAGCAGAGCAUGGAUGCGCGUCUGCGGCAAUUGCAGAGGAGGUGGGUUGAUUGCAGGGACGCCCUGUGGAGAGAGGGGAUACUGGAUUCUAUGUUCUUGGAGCUUCAGCAACUGCAAGAUGAGAGCAACCCAGAUUUUCUACUGGAGACUGUGGCUCUUUUCUUCACUAAUUCUGAGAAGCUGCUCCGUGAUCUCUUUAGUGAUUUAGCUCAGCAAAAUGUGGACUUCAAAAGGGUGGAUGCUCAUAUUCACCAAUUGAAGGGCAGCAGUUCCAGCAUAGGAGCAAAGAGAGUUACGAAUGCCUGCAUAGCCUUCCGAGACUUCUGUCGGGCGAGAAACCAUAUUGAGUGCCUGAGAUGCCUGCAACAACUGAAAGAAGAAUUCCUCCUUGUGAAGAACGAGCUCGAAACUCUUUUCGAGCUGGAGAAUCAAAUUGUGGCUGCAGGUGGGUCGAUCCCCAAGGUGCAACGAAGGUUUUGAUGGUAAUAGUGGGCAUGUUUUGAAGAAGAAGAGAAGAAGCAUACAGAAGCUACUAUAAUUGUUGUUCUUAGGCUGAACAUGUGUAAUGUUAGCAACUAUGAAAUUACGUCACUAUGGA
Molecule: messenger RNA, 674 nt
Organism: Rhodamnia argentea
Lineage: Eukaryota; Viridiplantae; Streptophyta; Magnoliopsida; Myrtales; Myrtaceae
Product: histidine-containing phosphotransfer protein 1-like
Exons: 6
Coding region: 86-556 (156 amino acids)
Biological process (GO): cytokinin-activated signaling pathway; phosphorelay signal transduction system; phosphorylation
Cellular component (GO): cytoplasm; nucleus
Molecular function (GO): protein histidine kinase binding; histidine phosphotransfer kinase activity
Source: RefSeq, a predicted model, not a curated record